UUAUUAUGACCAGUUGGCCACACUGUCCCUCGUUCAAUUUCGCUUUGUUUACAUCUGGUGAUUAUAUUAUAGUUUAUUGUUUUACCGAUUUUUUUUUUUUAGUGGCCGCAACAACAGCUCCCUGUGAUGCACCUGUCACACGGCCAACUGAAAGUGGUGCUCAUUUUGGCCCUGCUGCAGGAGCUGCAGGUGAAGCCGCAGCGAGAGGUGUUCCAGGAACUUUUCGAGAAGGAUCUGCGCUUGUGUCCAGACUGUUUCGUUGGACAGAGUGAGCCGUGCGGGGAAAUCUUCCAGAAAAUUGCAGAGCCCUCGGAUUGGAGUAGACUUGUGAAAGCCAUUUCGUUGCUCGUUGAUCGCCGAGCGAUUUACUUUCUAAGGCUAAAAGACCGGGAUCAGGAAGUCCAGCUGGUGGCCAAAAGAAAAAUCAUUGAUGCACAGAGUAAUCAGAUAAAAAAUGUGAAAAAAGAUUUCUAUGAACUAGAGGAGCGACCUGGUGGUUUUCAUCUCUGCCGAACUCUGGCAAGGGAACCCCGCUUUGUUUCGUACUUGGAGCAGCGUGGACAUGCUGCCGCCAGUGUGUGGUUCUACAUGAUGUACUACGUUAGUCCGCUGCUUAUGCAGGAACUGCAUCUGCAGGGAUUUCCAGUGCCUACCACCUACGCCUCCUGCGGACUAACACAUUUUCAAUCCAAUGCAGGACGUACUUUAGCUCAUUACGUCGAUGCUGAAGAAGGUUUGCGUGUGGAGCUGGCUCUCCAGUUGAUCCAGCUCUCCCUCAAGCUGACUUUUGGAUUCGCGGACUUUCGCAUUAUCUUAACCGAUUUCACGGCCGAUAAUUUGGCUUACGACGAAGACACCAAGAAGGUGUACCUCAUUGAUUUGGACUCCGUGGUCCUGGUGGACGCUUCGUUCGCAGCAGGACAUGCCGAAAAGUACGAGCCGCUGACCGGCGAGGGAUUCACAUUUGAUGUCUCUGCAUUCUGCUCCGGCCAUCAGCUGGAUGCCAAUAUCUACCAGGCGUGCCUUUUGCUAAGGGAUUACUUGCUUAAGAAUUUGGACAACGAAAAGCUGCAGCUGCUCCUGGAGCAGUGUGUAGCAUGCCAAGAUGACUUCUGUGAUAUGCGUUUCCAACAUGCUUACGACCUAAUAAAAGUGCUGGAAAGCAAUAAUUAAAGCCAAUCGUUGGAGAUCCACU
Messenger RNA from Drosophila melanogaster (fruit fly), 1195 nucleotides. RefSeq lists its product as uncharacterized. The transcript is spliced from 2 exons. Lineage: Eukaryota; Metazoa; Arthropoda; Insecta; Diptera; Drosophilidae. The record is from RefSeq and is marked reviewed. Gene Ontology annotation, cellular component: extracellular region. The coding region runs from base 127 to 1173 and encodes 348 amino acids.